AUGGGCAGCGGUCGAUGUCUAAGUUCGGCGUCACCCAUUUCGGCAGCCGAACGUCAGCAACUUUGGGGUUCGGCCAUCCACCAUUCUUUCGACGAUCGUCCUGUCGCGCUUUCGACGAGAGACAUGCUCUCUACAACGACUUGGAUACGUCAUGUAUCAGUUUGCUUUACAUGAUCGCCAAAAUUGAAAAUCAUGUUAUUCACAUCAUUCACGUCUUUAAGUAAUCAUAAUUUUAUCGAUAGGUAAGUUUGCACCCUAACGACUUCACUGGGAGAAAAACCCGGAAAAUAACUAAUACAAACUUGAUUCUUAAAAGAAUAGACAUUGAGAACUCAUUUAAGGGCAAAGUUACCAGUUAAACUUUUGAGGCUUGGGUUUUGAGUUUCGAAGAACAAAUGAUCAUCGUUCUCCGUCGAAAAGUUCUCUAG
This is a messenger RNA of Caenorhabditis auriculariae, 428 nucleotides long. NCBI's taxonomy places the organism in Eukaryota, Metazoa, Nematoda, Chromadorea, Rhabditida, Rhabditidae. The record is from the annotation of a GenBank genome assembly.